ACGGUGUCAUUACAUAGUCUCAUCUGUAAAUGGACACAAUGCUAAAUUAGUUUCAUAGAAGGUGUGAACGACCAAUAUUUCAUCUCCACCCAAACAACCCUUUCUGGUAUAGUGAGAGGGACUACGCCUUGAACAGAUGGGAGUUUCCGAACUCAGAACAUAUGAGUCAUAUGGGAGAACAUGUGCACAUAGUUUUCCUUUAUUUUAACAACUUCUUUUGAUAUUCUCCUAUCAACCUGGAUUAAGGGAGUGGUUCGUUAUGUAACCCUGCCUCCUGUGAAGGAAAAAGCAAUGAUGCUAAAGCUCGGUGAGGUAUGUUCCCGGCUCUGAGCUGGAGGUUAAACCAGUUUGUCUACUCUUGAGGUGUAUUUCUUGCUGCAAGCGAGAAGUCCACAAACAGUAAGAAGAGUACAGAGGUAAACACGGUCUCAUCCUUUAUCGUGUGAAAACAUGGCACAUUGUCAGCACUAAUAUUUACUGAGGAUUUAAAUGCUUAAUACAGUCUCAUGGGAUACAAGGUAAGGUUUGAGUUGUGGGCCCAAGUCAUCUCUAUAAAUAUAUACUAGCGAAAUGGCUGGCCUUCGAAGAUCCCUCUCUGACAGCUUGCUGCUUGAAGAUGAUGAUUUCUCUGGAAAGAGGUCUGAGUUCACAGACCAUGACUUUUUUGAAGAAGAUGACGGUAGGGGUGCCAGCAUUCCCGUCACACAACAGAAAAGAGGUGAAGCUCGAGACAUCUUGAGAAUGAUUGAUAAUGAUAACAUGGUAAACAACCAGGGUAUGAAAUCCAGCAAAAGCAUGGGGAGUCUAGAUCAGAUCAUCAAAGCCCCAACUGAGAUCUGGAAGGAUUCCUAUGACAAGCUCUAUAAUUCUAAAGUCAAGAGAUUCAUGAAAGGAAACCAAACAAACAGACAUGACACUCACAGUAUGACAAACCAGAGAGAAAUGCUUGACAUUGACAACAAUGAAUCCCGUUUAAUGCAUUUCCGAACAGCUAACUCGAAAAGAAAGGUAAAUGUUGCAACAUUCCUUCAAAAUGCGGAUCGCAUGAGGGUCUCAGAUGUCAAUUAUGAUGGAAGCAUAAAGGGAUCACAAAUGUCAUCCUCUCAAGUGAGUGCAGGACUUAAUGGAGCGGAUAUAGACAUACAUGGACCAAAUGUUGAUUUCAAAGGCAGAUCAAAGACAGAUCUUUCUCUUCCGGACAUGGACAUGCCUUCUGGAAAAAAGAAAAUGCCAACUUUCGAGAUGCCUGAUUUUGGUCUCGGAAGACCCAAAAUAAAGACACCAGACUAUGAACUGAAAACCCCUGAAAUGGAUCUGUCGGGUCCAAAGUUUAAAGCAGACUUUGAUUCCCCAAACUUUAACAUCAAAGGUCAUAAGCCAGAUAUCACAGUCCCAAACAUGAAUCUUGAUACUGGUAAAAUUAAAGGACCAACUUUGAAGAAACCCAAUCUUAAUGUCAAUGCACCUGAUCUCGACAUGAAUGCUCCUUCAGGUAAACUGAAGUUUCCAAAAUUUGGCUUCUCGACUGGCAAGGCAAAAGCACCCAAUCUUAAAAUCAAUUCUCCAGACUUGAAUCUCAAAAGUCCCAAAAUAAAGGGAGGAAUUGACACCCCAGACAUGGAUCUGUCUCCCCCGCAAGCUGAUUUUAAAAGUCCAAACUUAGACAUUAAAUCACCUGAUAUUGAUGUUGAUGCACCCUCUGGUAAAUUCAGUAUGCCAAAGUUAAAGAUGCCAAGUUUUGGACUGUCGGGUUUGAAGGGGCCACAAAUGAAUGUGGAUGCUGACUUUGAUAAACCAGACCUUAAUCUGAAUAUGUCAACUCCAAAACUAAAUGCUGGAAUAAACAGUCCUGAUAUUGACAUUCAUGGACCAAAUGUUGAUCUCAAAGGUCCAAAAACAAACCUUACCCUUCCAGACAUGGACGUGCCUUCUGGAAAAAUGAAAAUGCCAAGUUUCAAAAUGCCUGAUUUUGGUAUGUCCAGACCCAAAAUAAAGACACCAGACUAUGAACUGAAAACCCCUGAAAUGGAUCUGUCAGCUCCAAAGAUAAAAGCCGACAUCAAUUCACCAGACUUUAACAUCAAAGGUCACAAGCCAGAUUUCACAGUCCCAGACAUGAAUCUUGAUGUUCCUAAGGGUAAAAUUAAAGGACCUACUUUGAAGAAACCCAAUCUUGAUGUGAAUGCACCCGAUUUUGACAUGAAUGGCCCUUCAGGUAAACUUAAGUUUCCAAAAUUUGGCUUCACUAGUAGCAAGCUAAAAGGACCCAAUCUCCAAAUGAAUUCCCCAGAUUUGAAACUCAAAAGCCCUAAAAUAAAGGGAGGACUUGACACCCCAGAUAUGGAUUUGUCACUCCCUCAAGGUGAUUUGAAAAGCCCAAAUCUAGACAUCAACUCACCUGAUAUAGAUGUUAACGGCCCCUCAGGUAAACGGAAUAUGCCAAAGUUAAAAAUGCCAAGCUUUGGCCUGAAGGGACCACGCAUGAAUUUUGAUGCGGACAUUGAUAAACCAGAUCUUACUCUGAACACAUCAACUCCAAAACUAAAUGCUGGGAUAAAUGCUCCUGACAUUGACAUUGAUGGACCAGAUGUUGAUUUCAAAGGUCCAGACGUGGACAUGCCUUCUGGAAAAAUGAAAAUGCCUAAUUUAAAGAUGCCUGAUUUUGGUCUCUCAAAACCCAAAAUAAAGACACCGGACUAUGAACUGAAAACUCCUGAAAUGGAUCUGUCAGGGCCAAAGAUUAAAGCAGACUUUGAUUCCCCAGACUUCAGCAUCAAAGGUCAUGGACAGGACAUCACAACUCCAGAUAUGAAUCUUGAUAUUUCUAAAGGUAAAAUUAAAGGACCUACUUUGAAGAAACCCAAUCUUGAUGUCAAUGCACCUGAUCUCGACAUAAAUGCCCCUUCAGGUAAACUUAAGUUUCCAAAUUUUGGCUUCUCAACUGGCAAGCCAAAAGCACCCAAUCUUAAUAUCAGCUCUCCAGACCUGAAUCUCAAAAGUCCCAAAAUAAAAGGAGGAAUUGACACCCCAGACAUGGAUCUGUCACUACCUCAAGGUGAUUUUAAAAGUCCAAAUUUAGACAUUGAAUCACCUGAUAUUGAUGCGCCCUCUGGUAAAUUCAGUAUGCCAAAGUUAAAGAUGCCAAGUUUUGGACUGUCAGGUUUGAAGGGUCCACAAAUGAAUAUGGAUUCUGACUUCGAUAAACCAGAUUUUAAUCUGAACGCAAAUACUCCUAAACUAAAUGCUGGAAUAAAUAGUCCUGAUAUUGACAUUGAUGGACCAAAUGUUGAUGUCAAAAGUCCAAAAACAAACCUUACACUUCCAGACAUGGACAUGCCUUCUGGAAAAAUGAAAAUGCCAACUCUAAAGAUGCCUAGUUUCAAUCUUUCCAAACCCAAAGUAAAGACACCAGACUAUGAACUGAAAACCCCUGAAAUGGAUUUGUCAGCUCCAAAGAUUAAUGCUGACUUUGAAUCCCCAGACUUCAAUAUCAGAGGUCAUAAGCCAGAUAUCACAGUCCCAAACAUGAAUCUUGAUACUGGUAAAAUUAAAGGACCAACUUUGAAGAAACCCAAUCUUAAUGUCAAUGCACCUGAUCUCGACAUGAAUGCUCCUUCAGGUAAACUGAAGUUUCCAAAAUUUGGCUUCUCGACUGGCAAGGCAAAAGCACCCAAUCUUAAUAUCAAUUCUCCAGACCUGAAUCUCAAAAGUCCCAAAAUAAAAGGAGGAAUUGACACACCAGACAUGGAUCUGUCACUACCUCAAGCUGAUUUUAAAAGUCCAAACUUAGACAUUAAAUCACCUGAUAUUGAUGUUGAUGCACCCUCUGGUAAAUUCAGAAUGCCAAAGUUAAAGAUGCCAAGCUUUGGUCUGUCAGGUAUGAAGGGGCCACAAAUGAAUGUGGAUGCUGACUUUGAUAAACCAGACCUUAAUCUGAAUAUGUCAACUCCCAAACUAAAGGCUGGAAUAAACAGUCCUGAUAUUGACAUUCAUGGGCCAAAUGUUGAUUUCAAAGGCCCAAAGACAGAUCUUUCACUUCCAGACAUGGACCUGCCUUCUGGGAAAAUGAAAAUGCCAACACUAAAGAUGCCUGAUUUCAAUAUUUCCAAACCCAUAAUAAAGACACCGGACUAUGAACUGAAAACCCCUGAAAUGGAUCUGUCAGUUCCAAGGACUAAUGCUGACUUUGAUUCCCCAGACUUUAACAUCAAAGGACAUAAACCAGAUUUCACAGUACCAGACAUGAAUCUUGACGCAGGCAAAAUUAAAGGGCCAACGUUAAAGAAACCUAAUCUUGAUGUGAAUGCACCUAAUCUUGACAUGAAUGCCCCUUCAGGUAAACUGAAGUUUCCAAAGUUUGGCUUCUCGACUGGAAAGGCAAAAGCACCCAAUCUUAAUAUCAAUUCUCCAGACCUGAAUCUCAAAAGUCCCAAAAUAAAAGGAGGAAUUAACAGCCCAGAUUUGGAUCUGUCUCUCCCUCAAGCUGAUUUGAAAAGUCCAAACUUAGACAUUAAAUCACCUGAUAUUGAUGUUGAUGCACCCUCUGGUAAAUUCAGUAUGCCAAAGUUAAAGAUGCCAAGUUUUGGUCUGCCAGGUGUGAAGGGGCCCCAAAUGAAUAUGGAUGCUGACUUUGAUAAUCCAGAUCUUAAUCUGAACACAGCAACUCCCAAACUAAAGGCUGGAAUAAAUAGACCUGACAUUGGCAUUAAUGGACCAGAAGUUGAUUUCAAAGGUCCAGACAUGGACAUGCCUUCUGGAAAAAUGAAAAUGCCCACGUUGAAGAUGCCUGAUUUUGGUCUCCAUGGACCAAAAAUAAAGACACCAGACUAUGAACUGAAGACCCCUGAAAUGGAUCUGUCGGGUCCAAAGAUUAAUGCAGAUCUUGAUGCCCCAGACAUGAACAUCACAGGGCAUAAACCAGAUUUCACAGCCCCAGACAUGAAUAUUGAUUUUCCUACAGGUCAAAUUAAAGGACCAACUUUAAACAAACCUAACCUUGACAUGAAUGCACCUAACUUAAACCUAAAUGCCCCUUCAGGUAAAAUGAAGUUUCCAAAAUUUGGCUUAUCCAGUGGCAGGCCAAAAAUGCCUGAUGUUACAUUUAGGUCUCGAAAGAUGAAUAUGAAAAGUCCCAAAAUAAGGGGAGGACUUGAUACCCCAGACAUGGAUUUGUCUCUCCCUCAUACGAAUUUAAAAGGCCCUAGCCUAGAUGUAAAAUCACCUGAUAUUGAUGUUAAUGCCCCCUCAGGUAAAUUCAAUAUGCCAAAGUUAAAGAUGCCAAAGUUUGGCUCAGGUCUGAAAGGACCUCAAAUGAAUGUGGAUGCUGGCAUUGAUAAACCAGAUCUUAAUCUAAACAUGUCAACUCCCAAACUAAAAGCUGGGAUAAAUAGUCCUGAUAUUGACAUUCAUGGACCUAAUGCAGAUUUCAAAACUCCGAAAACAGGACUUACACUUCCAGACAUGGACAUGCCUUCUGGAAAAAUGAAAAUGCCAACUCUUAAAAUGCCUAAUUUCAAUCUUUCCAAACCAAAAGUAAAGACACCAGACUAUAACCUGAAAACCCCUGAACUGGAUCUGUCGGCUCCAACGAUUAAUGCAGAUCUUGAUGCCCCAGACAUGAACAUCAAAGGGCAUAAGCCAAAUUUCACAGCACCAGACAUGAAUCUUAAUAUCCCUAAAGGUAAAAUUAAAGGACCAACUUUAAAAAAGCCCAAUUUUGAUGUGAAUUCUCCUGACCUAAACAUCAAUUCCCCUUCAGGUAAACUGAAGUUUCCAAAAUUCGGACUUUCAGGUAGCAAGCCAAAAGCACCCAAUCUUAAAAUCAAUUCCCCAGACUUGAAUCUCAAAAGUCCCAAAAUAAAGGGAGAAUUUGACACCCCAGACAUGGAUCUGUCUCUCCCGCAAGCUGAUUUUAAAAGUCCGAACUUUGAUAUUAAAUCACCUGAUAUUGAUGUUGAUGCACCCUCUGGUAAAUUCAGUAUGCCAAAGUUAAAGAUGCCAAGUUUUGGACUUUCGGGUUUGAAGGGGCAACAAAUGAAUGUAGAUGCUGACAUUGAUAAACCAGACCUUAAACUGAACAUGUCAACUCCAAAACUAAAUGCUGGAAUAAACAGUCCUGAUAUUGACAUUAAUGGGCCAAAUGUUGAUUUCAAAGGUCCAGACAUGGACAUGCCUUCUGGAAAAAUGAAAAUGCCCACUCUAAAGAUGCCUGAUUUUGGUCUUUCAAAACCCAAAAUAAAGACACCGGACUAUGAACUGAAAACCCCUGAAAUGGAUCUGUCAGCUCCAGAGUUUAAAGCAGACUUUGAUUCCCCAGACUUUAACAUCAGAGGACGUAAGCCAGAUAUCACAUUUCCAGACAUGAAUCUUGAUACAGGUCAAAUCAAAGGACCAACUUUAAAGAAACCCAAUCUUGAUGUGAAUGCACCCAACCUCGACAUAAAUGGCCCUUCAGGUAAACUGAAGCUGCCCAAAUUUGGCUUUUCAGGAAGCAAACCAAAAGGACCUGAUUUUACAAUCAAUUCUCCAGACCUGAAUCUCAAAAGUCCCAAAAUCAAAGGAGGACUUGACACCCCAGAUUUGUCUCUCCCUCGAGCUGACUGGAAAAGUCCAAACCUAGAUUUUGAGUCACCUGAUAUUGAUGUUGAUGCCCCCUCUGGGAAAUUCAGUAUGCCAAAGUUAAAGAUGCCAAGUUUUGCACUGUCAGGUAUGAAGGGCCCACACACGAAUGUGGAUGCUGACAUUGAUAAACCAGACCUUAACCUGAGCACAUCAGCUCCCAAGCUAAAUGCUGGAAUAAACAUACCUGAUAUUGACAUUCAUGGACCUAAUGCUGAUUUCAAAAGUCCAAAAGCAAAUCUUACUCUUCCAGACAUGGACAUGCCUUCUGGAAAAAUGAAAAUGCCAAGUUUCAAGAUGCCUGAUAUUGGUUUCUCAGGACCCAAAACAAAGCCACCAGACUAUAAAUUUAAAACCCCUGAAAUGGAUUUGUCAGCUCCAAAGAUUCAGGCUGACUUUGAUUCACCAGACUUUAACAUCAGAGGACAUGCGCCAGACUUUGACAUUGAUGCUCCUUCAGGAAAAUUUAAAAUGCCAAAAUUGAGCCUUUCUGGUAACAAGCAAGAAAGACCAGAUGUUGAAAUUGGUUCUCCAAAUCUGAAUUUCAAAAGUCCCAAAAUUAAAGGUGGAAUUGAUACCCCAGACAUGGAUUUGUCUCUCCCUGAAAAUGGCUGGAGAAGUUCAAACAUGAAUUAUGAGUCACCUGAUAUUGAUAUUAAUGGUCCCUCAGGUAGACUGAACAUGCCAAAGUUUAAAAUGCCAAGUGUUGGACUGUCAGGUUUGAAAGGGCCACAAACGAAUGCUAAUGCGGACAUUGAUUAUACAGACAUUCAUCUUAACACAUCAGCUCCUAAACUAAAUGCUGGCAUACGUGGCCGUGAUAUUGACAUUCAUGGACCUAAUGCCGAUUUCAGUGACCCAAAAACAAACCUUACACUUCCAGACAUGGACAUGCCAUCUGGAAAAAUGAAAAUGCCUACUUUCAAGAUGCCUGAUAUUGGUUUCUCGGGAUCCAAAAUAAAAACCCCAGAGUAUGAAUUGAGGUCCCCUAAAAUGGAAUUUCCAACACCAAAGGUUAAAGCAGGCUUUGAUUCCCCAGACUUCAACAUCAUAGGACAUAAGCCAGAUUUCACAGCACCAGAUAUGAAUUUUGAUAUUCCUAAAAGUCAAAUUAAGGGACCAAAUUUGAAGACACCUCAUCUUGAUAUGAAUGCACCAGACUUUGACAUUGACACUCCUUCAGGCAAUUUCGGACUUCCAAAAUUGGGCCUCUUAGGUAGCAAACCAGAAAGACCAGAUCUUACAAUGAAUUCUCCAAAUGUCAAUCUGAAAUCCCCCAAAUUGAAAGGAGGAAUUGAUCACCCUGAUUUUCAAUACAAAGGAUCGGAUGUUGACUUUGAUACAUUUAUACCAAUGCAAAGAAACAAUGUGGCUGCACCACAGGGUAAAUUUAUAACUGUGAGAACAUACGAUUAUCAUGCUCCCCCAGGAGACAUGGGAAUACCUACUAAUUACAAUUAUGGUGUCUCGGAUCUUAAUAUGCAACAACCCUAUAUUGAUGUAAGAAGAGACCAGAAAACUUCAAGAAACAGUCAGUGGCCUACAGUGCAAAAAUAUGUGCCACAUCAAGUGACCAGAAUGUCUGGAAUGGGUCCAACAUCAUCAGAUUUUUACAACAAUGACAUGCAUGGGCCACCCAGGUCAAGGGUGCGUAAAACAAAAUCCGGUGGCUUUGAGUAUGAUGGAAACUGGAACAAUGUAUCAGUGCCAAGACUUCAAGCUUCAAGAAGCAGAGAGGAUUUAGCUGGGACCCAUUCAAACAUGGGAAGGUCUACCAUGCAAAGAUCACCCUAUAUGGGACGCAAGGAAGUUUAUAAUGAGAGAUCUAUUAUGACACCUAGGCGUAAUUACACUACAGACGAUAUAUGCUACACUUUCAAAGGGAUGCCUAGGGUGCAUGAAUGGGGAAACAGGCAAAGUGACUAUAGACAAGCAUCAAGUGGCCAUAGACUCACAAUGAGAGGUCUAAGAUUAGAUUCAAUGGAUCUGGAGGUUCCACAAAGCACUGUAAAAAGAGGAAGGUUGAACCUUAUUAAACUAAUAUAAAAGCCAAAUGAAAGGGUGGUUGAUUUGAAUAGGGUUGUGUUUAUUUACAGAUCUGAUCAUUUUUAAUGGGCUGGUUCAUGUAGCAUGUUUGUAUAAAAACACUUAAAAAAGGAAACUGUAUUUUAUUCACCCUUUCCCUAUAACUCCUUAAGAGGUUUUUAAAAAUGUUAUACCAUUUGACUUAUAACGCAUAUAGCCUGUAAAUUCAAUACAUUUUAAGAACAAAGUAUUUUUAAAACAAUCAUUUUAUGUGUACAAUGCAACAUGCCUGACCUUGUUAUCUUAUAUGCCUUAUAUUGUAAAUCUUUACGUUCACAAAUAUAUUUUGUAAAUUAUUUUAAAUGGUACUGUGUUGACAGUGUUUGUGAGUUAUACAUGUUGUAAAUAGCAUGGAAAUUGAUUUUAAUUAGUUUUUUGAAAAAUGACUUGUGCCAUGUACAGUAUAUGUUAUAUUAUUCACUGCUGCAUUAGGGUACAACAGGGAUUAAACAAUAAAAACUCUUUUUAUUUUAACAAGCAACCGCACCAUUGCACUUUUUAAAAAGUUAUCAUGUUUGAUGAUGAUGAUCACAUGCAGUGAUAAGGUUUUUAAGGUAAUUACUCAAAUAACAUAUGUUCUUUUCUCAGGGUGAAUUAAUAUGUUUUAAUUAACAUGUGAAAUAAAUUCGUUUCAAAUGAUG
This is a messenger RNA of Triplophysa dalaica, 9344 nucleotides long. RefSeq names its product neuroblast differentiation-associated protein AHNAK. NCBI's taxonomy places the organism in Eukaryota, Metazoa, Chordata, Actinopteri, Cypriniformes, Nemacheilidae. Gene Ontology annotation, biological process: regulation of RNA splicing. The transcript is spliced from 5 exons. Bases 571 to 8664 code for a protein of 2697 amino acids. The record is from RefSeq and is a predicted model, not a curated record. Gene Ontology annotation, cellular component: nucleus; cytoplasm.